Messenger RNA from Prorocentrum cordatum, 1533 nucleotides. Lineage: Eukaryota; Dinophyceae; Prorocentrales; Prorocentraceae. The record is from the annotation of a GenBank genome assembly.
AUGAAGAAACUGGAGUGCACCACCCUUCAAGGGGCCAAGGCUGACGCACCGAAGCACGAAGUGGAAGGCCCUGAGCCGCCUGCUGUACGUGCCACGACCACGGUACGUGUGACAAUGGUCAAGGAAUUCAUGACAGACGCGCAAUGGAAGACGGCCCGCCAGCGGCCCGGCGCCGUGGCGACUGGAGAUCUCGAUAAGGACGCCAUCCUGGCGGCGGAAGCCUUUUCUGAGGUCCUCGAAGCAGGAAAACUGGUAGCCCUGAUUGGGUACCUCACGGUCGCCGCGGCUGGGCUGGCCCCAAUGCUCGCCGCUUCCGGAGCCCACGGCCGCUUCUACAGGGUGCUUGCGAAGGACCGCUCGGCACCCGAUGGCGUGGCAGUACCUGGGGUGCACGACAUGGACGUGGACUUGGACGCCGAGUACACUACCGACAAACAGAAACGACAGGAACGGUACGACCAGGAGGACAUGGACCUCGACGGCCUCGCGGAGGAGACCCGGACCACUGAGAGGGCCAAGAGGACAGCCGCACGGGAGGCGGAAGACGCUAAAGUCCGUGACAGGAUCAAGAAAGCCCGGGGUGAAGCAGCGGCUGCGCCGGCAGAGCUACCAGGGACUGCAGGCCCAGCGGCCGCGCCAGCAGCUAAGGCAGCGGCUAAGCCCGCCGCGAAGCCGCCGCCCAAGCGGAAGAACCCGUUCGAAGCCAUCGACCCCGGUUCCAACGGAGGCGACUGCGGGUACCGGGCCCUGGCUGCGGGUUGGGCUCUGCUCGGGGGAGUCGCCAAGGCCACGCGGGAGAACACGCUGAACCCUGCCAAGCUCGAGAGAAUGGCGAAGACCCUACGAACGCAACUUGCACUGCGUAUCAGCAACAACCAGGAGUUCUUCCAACACUACUGGGCCCACGUACCCCUGGGGGAGGGGAAGGAAGACGGGGCUAUUCCGACCCCCUGGGAGGAAUACGCCGCAGCGUGUAAAAGACCGAAGCGGUGGAUCGACGGGCUGUCCUACCAGGCGGCAUGCGACCACUUCAACCGACACAUCUACACCUACACAGGGGUGGGUGCUCAGCUCAAGGACGUCAACUGGGUAGACAAGGUAAUUUGGAUCCCACAGUCUCCGGACGCACAGCGAGCAGCACUACUGCAGCCUCCCCUCCACGUGGGCCUGUGGAAAGACCACUGCUACAUUUUACUGCCAGACGACGGCACCAGGCACAAGAAGGAGACCAAACGACCGAGCAAGGCACAGCUCGAGGAACGCAUCCGCAAGAUCUGCCGACACGGACUCCUGGAUGGCGACCUUGGCCCGGACACGGUCUUCGAGGAAGCGGAAGCAACCCGACACGCCGGACUCGUGGCUCGGCGACCUGGGGCCCACAGCGACUCCACGUACGACACGACGAUCCACUCCUACCACGCCGCGCACUACGCGGAGCGCAGCAGCGACUACGCCCAAAGAUACACCGACCCGACGCUCGACGCCGAAGGGGGCCGUGAGUGGCAGCAAGGCGACACCGAAGGACGCUGGUAA